Messenger RNA from Armigeres subalbatus, 3969 nucleotides. RefSeq names its product centrosomal protein of 131 kDa (gene dila). The coding region runs from base 131 to 3889 and encodes 1252 amino acids. The record is from RefSeq and is a predicted model, not a curated record. Gene Ontology annotation, cellular component: centriolar satellite. Gene Ontology annotation, biological process: cilium assembly; intraciliary transport involved in cilium assembly; regulation of centrosome duplication. Lineage: Eukaryota; Metazoa; Arthropoda; Insecta; Diptera; Culicidae. The transcript is spliced from 8 exons.
CGAUAUUUUCUCUUUCAUACAGUGUUUACAAAAAAAAUCGCGCUCUUCCCGUUUCUUUUAAUUUAUAAGUGAAAACUGAUGAGUAGACGAUGUAAAAUAUGUUCACGCAAAAGACGUUGUGUCCUUUAUAAUGGAACUCAGUUUGUACGGAUCCCAGAUCAACCUAGCAACGCGCGAAAGAACCACCCCCACCAACAGCUGCCAGCACUUGGCGGGCAUUGGAACGUCGACGGUCGGCAGUAGACCGGGUUCCGCGUUCAAUCACAGUCGUCCCUUCUCGACGCACAUCAGACGGCCUCUGUCAGCUGAUAGUCAGAUCCGUCGCAAAUCGCCAUUUCCUGGCGGUGCAUGCAAUAGUUCGACUUCCGGUUACCUGUCGAAACGUAGCACUUCGUCGUCAAGUUUGUUGAAGUCCCUUCUGGCGGAACCAAUUUCGCGUUACUGGGGCACGAAGACGCUGACAUCAUCCGGGUGCUCCGGAAACGUGGUCGCCGUACGGUCGACCAAACACAUGUCUAAAAUGAAGAGUAAGAAACGGAACUCUGCUGCUAAGAAGAAAGUAGUGGACUGUAGUUCAGAAGAAGAGACAAGCAUGGACGAAGACACACAAGAAUCUAACAACGAGACUGAAUUGGAGAAUAUUUGGUCCAGAGAUGGAAUGAAAAUCCUUCCCGGAAUGGACAAAAAGCCACCGAUUCCCCGAGGAGUUAUGCGGAAAGCUCCUGUUACAAAAAAGAUAGGAAAUGUUUUAGCAAUUCAAAGUAGUGAGCAAAAAUUCGACAAAAAGGUUGAUCUUCCCGGUAGAGUGUCUUUCAGUUCGACAGAUCCAUAUGAGGUAGAUUAUAGCGAUUAUGAAGACAACGAUUUUACGCUAACGAAGCAGAAUACUUCGAGUGAGAUAAGUCCACGAAAAUCUGAUUCAAUUUACGAUGAAAGGAGAUUUCAAGAACCGCUGGCAGAACAGACUAUUAAGCCAAAGUUCAAUUUGGUAAAAUUUGAAGAGGAACUGACCAGCUCUGGUUAUGACACCAAGGAAGAAAAAUCUGAAAAGCUCGUGAAAUUUGGUUCGACACCAGAGUCAUUGUGCGAUGAGGAUGAUUCGAAUAAAAUUAUAGAAGACUACAAGAAGGAAAUCGAAGAUAUCAAUAGAAGAAGAGAGGUUGAACUGAAAAUGGCAUUGUCGGAGAACUCGAAACCUUAUGACCCCAAACGUUACACAACAGUUGAAGUUACUGAAACGUACGUUGAGGAAACGUACAGAAUAGCUACAGCAAGUUGUACAAGUGCCACCGAAGAUACCGAUAAUGAGAUUGAGCGGCUUCGUAGUGGGACAAGUGGUGGCAAGAAAGAUGUAAUAAACGAGUACUACGAAUGUAUUAACGAAAUCAUUAAUCAGCAAGGUGAUCAGAAGCCAAGACUAGCUAGCAAAGAAGAUGCUGUGAGGCUUAAUUUGAAUAAUGAAUCUAAGCCCAUCCUGGUGGACAAAAAUGUGCAAGCUAUCAAACAAGGUCCAAAGCUGGAAAAGAACAAGUUGGACAGUAGUUCUAAUCAAAUAAUCAAAAACUACUUCAAAGUGAAGGAGCAAAACUUCAAUGACAUGAAAUCAGUUAAGUCCAAUCAAAAGAAUAAUAAUUUACUGAAGAAGAAUGGAAAAGGUUUGGAGAAGCCUAAAUCCGCAGAUGUGCACAAGUCGAUUCUGAGAAAUGCCAAAAAGAACAAUGCGGCACCCAAGUUCUCGGCUCCGUUGUGCCGACAGGAGAGCAACAUUUCGGAAUUCCAAAUGGAGAAGGUGGUCAGCUGGAUGUCAUGUAACGAGGAUACUUUCCCAAAGCCCUAUGAAAGCGAUCCGGACGCGGCAGGGAUAUUGGGACCAAUCGAAGCCAAGGAACGAACGACAACUCCGACCGAUCUGAACAAGACUGACGACGAAUCCACCUUCAAUUUCGACCACGGACGUCGUGAGACGGCUGGAAGUGAGCAGACCAACUAUGAUGACGAAUCGUUGGCGAGUGAGAUGCCCAAGUUGAAAUCAGAUUCUCGAUUUUCAAGCAAUAUCCAUGUUUCCAUUCCCAAAUAUGUUCCGUUAUUCCAUUUAACACCCCCCACCCCCAAAAAAUAUAGUUCCGUAAAAAAAGAUUUCCAAGUGCUGAAGAACGAGGUAGAGUACCGGCUCAGCAACAUUUUGGAUUCACGGGACUCACCAGACAGCACUGGUAGAUACCAGCCCGAAGAACAAGACCGUGAUAAAGUUAAGGAUCUUCUCUCCUAUCUCGAUCAGGUCGAGAUGAAGUGCGAGAAGGCCUUUAAAUCGGCCGUCCCAUCGGAGUCUGACCGGUCGGAGACGGAGUUUGCUGCCGAACCGGACUACAUAGAAACCGUUCCGAAAAUGAAUGAUUUGCUAGAAAUUCCCGUUCACCAACUCGCUAGACGUGUCAUCAAACUCUCCCUGCGCGCCAACGAACUCAGCAACGCAAUGCAGCUUUCUAAAGAACACCUAUCGAAUGUGAGAUCGGAUAAGAUGAAGGCAGUGCGAGCGGAGAAAUCAGCCUUCCAGAACAAGAUGAAAGAGCAGAAGAAGCAUUAUGAAGACAUCAUCGGUCGCCAUCAGGAAUUCAUCGAUCAAUUGAUCAAGGAUAAGUCCGGUCUGUGCGAUAAAGUUACGCAGCUUACCAGAAGAAUCGAGUCACAGAACCAAAGUUGGGAGCACAGACUAAAAACUGAGCUGGAAAGGGCGAAGGACACCGCAUUGGCGGCAGAGAAGAUCCGUAGAGAAAAAUGGGUCAGGGAGAAUACCAAAAAAAUCAAGGAUCUCACUGUGAAAGGACUGGAACUGGAAAUUAACAAGAUGACUGCAACUCAUCAAAAGGACAUUGCCGAGCUGAAGCGACAGCACAAAGAUGAAAUGAUGUGUGCUGUAUCGGAGCUAAAAUUACAGUACGAACAAAAAGAAGCAGACAUAAGGCAAAACCUGCAAAAAGAGCGAGAAGCAUUCAUCGAAAGGGAGCGACAAUCGUUACUCGAAAGAUUCGAUAAACAGGUCACUGAGGAGCGUUCUAUUUUCGAACAGCAGCGACAUCACCUUCUAAAUGAGUUUGAGAUCGAGAAGGAACGCAAUCUGAAGGAGCUCAAGAAUCGGAACCAGUAUUUUGAAACGCAAAUUCAUGAACUGAAGAGCGACAACGCUAAGAACCUUGAGUUUGCCCGGAAGGAAUACGUACAGAUGUUGAAGGAUCGGGAAAACAAACAUAAGGAAGAAUUAGCUAAGCUACAAAAUCAGCUUGAGGCUGAUUUUGCCAUUUGGAAGAAGAAACACGAGGAAAAUGCUAAAAUGGCCAUGGAAGAACGUGAGAAUACGGUUCGACAGCAACUACGUGUUGAGCGAGACCAACAAAUUGAUAGAAUUGUAGCAAAAGUAGAUGCAGAAACUCAAAAAUACCAGAAAGAUUUUGACGCGAAGAUGAAUCGACUGAAGGAGAAACAUCAGGUGGAGAUGCGAGAGCAGGAAGCUUCGGAAGCAUUGCUAAAGCAGAAAUACCAGGACACUCGGGCUCAAUUAGCGGAAAGUGAGGCAACGGUUCAAAACAUGAAAUCCUCGAUCAAACAGGUGGAACUGCAGUUGAGCCAUUCGAAGAAACUGUGCGAGGAGCUGCUGCGUGAGAAGGAAAGUAUGAAGACUGAAGCGCGCAAGGAGGUUCAGAAGGAUUUGGCGAACAUGCAGAAGGAUCGCGAACGAGAGAUCGAACGUAUCUAUUGCAGAGUUCAACAAGCUAUAGAUAAGAAAGAUACUACUAUCGGAAACUUACAGAAAGAGGUUUCAUCUCUGAAAGAACGAUGCCUCAAGCAAGACGCUAUCAUUCGACAACAGCGCAUAGACUACUGUAUAAAGUAGAAUUGUAGUAUCCUCUUUCAUAAUAUUUUGGAAUCUUUUUGAAUUAUUAUAAGCAAAAGCUUAGGCUAAUAUACCUUUAU